AUUUACCUAAAUUGACUCGAGAAAAAGUUCUUUAUUGACGCUUUUGUUUCUCGAUGGAAUCUUUAUAUAGUCGUGUCACAGACGUGUUUUCUACUUUCCCCGAAGGUUAUCUUCCCAAGUGGUUAUUGUUCACCUCUGCUCUUGGUAUCUUUAACUCUAUUCAAAACUUUUGCACCAGUUCUUUAACUAAACGCGUCUAUGCCAAUAAACCUGAACAAGUGACUCCUCUCAGUGGUCGCUUGUUUGCCACCUGGACUUGGUCUGUUAGUAUGAUUCGUAUUUAUGCUGCUUUCCAUCUUCAACAUAAAUUUAUGUAUGAUCUUGGUAUUUGGACCUAUGUGAUUGCCUUGACACAUUUUGUUGGUGAAUUGGUUGUUUUUGGUGGCUGUAAACUGAAUGGUCCUUUCAUGUCUCCCAUGAUUGUUGCUGUUUCCUCACUCAUUUGGCUUACUCAAGUCAAGGACCAAUACGUCAAAUUUUAUUAAGUAAUAAACAAGCUACUGUAG
Messenger RNA from Gilbertella persicaria, 506 nucleotides. RefSeq names its product Erg28 like protein-domain-containing protein. Gene Ontology annotation, molecular function: protein-macromolecule adaptor activity. Lineage: Eukaryota; Fungi; Mucoromycota; Mucoromycetes; Mucorales; Choanephoraceae. The transcript is spliced from 4 exons. The coding region runs from base 54 to 485 and encodes 143 amino acids. Gene Ontology annotation, cellular component: membrane; endoplasmic reticulum. The record is from RefSeq and is a predicted model, not a curated record.